AUGGGGUGUGCAUUUAGUAAAGUAAAAGAAAAAAAAGGAAAUGAUAAGAGUAAUUCAAUAAAAGUCAGUACUGAUAAUUAUAAUGAACUAAAAAUAGACAUCUUAAAUGAAGGUGCUACUAGCACCAUUAGUAACACAAAAAGGGAAACUUAUAAAAAUAAGUUUAAUGAAGUAUCUAACAAAUAUGCUGUUAAAAAUAGCAAUACAAAUAAUAAUAAUGAAAUCAUAAAAAAUAGUACCAAAGGUUUUACUCAAUUAAAUGAUAAAAAAAAAGGGGAAGAACAAAGGAACAAAUAUCAAAAAACUUCUUUACUUAAAAGUAAAAAGUUUAUAGAAGAAAAAAAAAAAGAAAAGGAAAAGGAAAAACAAAUAGAACAAAUUGAAGUAAUAAAAUAUAAAGAAAAAAAAAAAGAAUAUGAAAAAAAAGAAGAAAUAAUAUGUAAAACGAAGUAUAAAGAAGUAGAAAAAACUGAAAAACAAAAUAAAAGAAAAGAGAGACAAAAAAAUAAUGAAGAAAAUAUAAAAGAAAAGGAAAAGGAAAAGGAAAAGGAAAAUAAAUUUGAAAAUAAUUCCUUUAAAGGAAUUAUAAAUACCAUCAAUAAUAAUUUGAUAAAAAAAAAAUGCUCUUCGAGAGAUAAGAAAAAUUGUAGUUCUAUAUGUAAAAUAGAAGGAUUACUUUUGGAAAAAAAGAAAAAAUUAUUAUGUAAAAAUAAAAAGGAAAUAUUUAUAAAAGAAAAUAAAAAUAAAAAUGAAAAAAAUAAUAAUUUUUGGAUGAAUUAUAAAAAUAAGGAAGAAAAAAUGAAUGCAAAUGAAAAAAAUAAAGAAGUUUUACUUUAUUAUCAUGAUUUCAAAAAUAUUAAAUUGAAAAAAAAUUAUUUCAUGUAUAUAUAUGAAUUUUAUAAAUAUAAUAAUAAUGCAUUUAAUCUAUUUUCAUUAAUGCCUAGUCAUAUUGCUGAAAAUACUCAUGCAUCAAAGAUAUUAUUCGAAAGUUCUUUAAUUGGGAAAUAUAUAAUACUACCAUGGAUAGAAAAUGAUCCUGAUAUAAAAAAUAAUUUAUAUUUGAAGUAUGUUUUAAAUUAUAUUCAAAAAAAGAAAGAAUUAGGAUGUAUAAACGACUAUGAAGAAAAUGGGGAAAUUAACUACUGUGGUUUUUUUCAAAAUAAAAAUGAACAUAUAGAAACAAAUAAUUUAUUAAGAUAUUCUUCUGCAAAUAAAAAUUAUUUGUGGAAGUUUGAAUCAGAAAAUACUUUGAAAAGAAAGAUAUGUAGCAUAAAUAGAAGUGGAAAAAGUAUAAAAAAGAAGGAUAAUAAAUAUAUAAAUAAUAGGAAUCUUAGUAUAGAUAAUUUGUAUAAGUUACAUAUUAGAAAAGAUUCUCUAUGUAAAUUGAAAAAUAGUAAAACAAAAAAAAAAAAAAAAAUUAAUAUAAAAAAUGUGAAAACAAUUAAUAAUUAUAUUGAAACAGGUAUAGAUGAUAGGUGUAUUAAGGAGAAGAACAGUUCUAAUAAAGAUAAAAAUAUAAAAAAAUUAGGUGAAUCUCCAACUCAAAAAAAAAAAGAAAACAAUAAAAUACAUUCAAUAAAUAAAUUAGAAUAUUGUGAAAAUUCUAACUUAAAGAAAGGAAAAAAUGAAAACAGAGAAAAAAUAAGUGAAAAAGAAAAAAUCAUAAAAAUGACACUUGAGGACAAAAUUGAAAAGAAAGAGUUAAAUGAACAAAUUAAUGAUGAAAUUUUAGAUUAUAAUUUAAAUAAUUAUGCAUAUAUAGAGAAUGGAAAAGUAAAAAGCAAACAUAACAAUUCUAAAGAGGGAGUUUUAAAUAAUAAUUACACUAAUAAGUAUGAUUAUUAUAUUGCAUCAAUAGAACAUACAAAAAAGAAAAAUAGUAGAGAAAACAAUGUAAAUAUGAAAAAUAAAAAUGAUAUAAAAAUUAUAAAGAAGAAAAAAAAUGUUGUUAAACCUUCAUUUUCAUUUGAAGAUAAUAUGAAGAUGAUGCUUACUAACAAAACUUUAGAACUUCAAAGUCAUUUAAAAAUUAAAAAAGGAGUAAUAGAAAAAGAAAAAGAGAAAAAAGAAGAAACAAUGAAAAAUAAAAGAGAAAAAGGAGCAAAAUGUAAAAAAGAAAAGGAAGUUAAAAAAGUAAAUGAUAAUGAAUAUAAAAAGAAAGAUAUAAGUAGUACUAUAAAUGAAAUCGAUGAAGAAUAUAACAAAAGAAAAAAAAAAGAAUCAAAAGAAGAAAAUUAUAAUAAAAAAGUUAUAAGUAAGAAAUAUAAUGAAGUAAAUUAUAAUAAACAUUUAAAAAAUAAAAAUGUGAAUGAUUAUAAUAUACAAAAUGUGAAUAUAAAAGCUAAACGAAUAAAUGAAAUCCAUAAAAUGGCUUACGAAGAAAUUACUACAAAAAGAAAGAGUAAAUAUAAGAAAAUUAAAGAAUUAAAAAGUGAAAAUUAUAGUGAUGGAAAUUUUUAUUUAAAUAAAAAGAAAGAUAAUAAUAAUAAUAAUAAAGUUGAUCAAAUGACAAAAAAUGAGUUUAAUCAAAUGAAUAAAUUAGAAAUUACAAGAAAUACAUUAAAAGAAUGUGACCAUAAAUAUAAAUUAAAUGAAAAUUGUAUAAAAAAAAAUUAUAUGUCUUGUGGUAAAUGCAAUAAAAAAAGAUGUAUAUUUCAUUAUUUAAAUCGUUUUAAAUUAUAUGGAUGGUUAAACUUUAAAUGGACAGAUCCUGAUGGAUUCUUAGAAUUAAGUAACAGACAAAAAAAAAAAUUUUAUGCAUGGAAAAGGUUAUCAGAUUUAUAUGAUAAUCCAAUUGUUAUGUCUACAGAUUUAUAUAAUAAUUGUAUAAGACAAGGUUUUGUUGCGGAUUGUUCAUUUUUAUCUUCUUUAACAGUUUUAAUAGAAUACGAAAAAAAACAUAAAAUACCAGUUUUAUCAAGUAUUAUAUCUCCUUGCACAUCUCAUUAUUUGUAUGUUAAUAAAACUUGGCCUAUUUUUAAUCCAAGUGGUAUGUAUAUAUGUAGAUUGCACUGUAAUGGAAUUCAAAGAAAAAUAAUAAUUGAUGAUUAUGUGCCUGUUAAGAUUAAUAAUGCAUUAUUAGUAGCAUAUUCAAAUAACCAGAAAGAAUUAUGGGUUACUUUAUUAGAAAAGGCAUUUGUUAAAUUAAUGGGAGGUUCUUAUUCUAUGUUUGGUUCUAAUCCAGGUUCCGAUUUAUAUUACUUAACUGGAUGGAUUCCUGUUACAAUUUCUUUUAAAUCUAAGGUAAGAAGUUCUCCUCCCUCAUUUGAUAAAUCUACUAUACAUUCACUACAAAAAAAAAAAUCCAAAAUUAAGAAGAAUGAAUUCAGCAAAUUAAAAUAUUUCAUUGAAAGAAUCAAUGAAAAUAAACAGAAUAAUCUUAAUAAAUGUGUUAGAAAUAUACAUAAUAAAAGAGAAGGAGUAAAAAAAGCAUCCAGAAUAAAAAAAGGAGAAAAACUAAAAUGCAAAAAUAAGAAAGUUAUAAAAAGGAGACAAUUAGUAGUUCAUUCUAUGAAAAAGAAUAACUACACUAACAUGAUAUAUAAUUCAAAUAACUUAUGUAUAUUAAAUGAUAACACAUUGAAAAGUUGUGUUAACUUAAAUUUACAUCGAUUACAUAGAAAUUCUAACUAUUCCUAUUUAAGGAAGGAUUUUAUAAAAUACAGAAAGUUGAAAAUUUAUUGGAAUUUUAAAAGGUUAUAUUUAUCUCAAAAGAAGAAAAUAAAUAAAAGUAUAAAUAGCGUUUUUAUGAAAAAUCAAAAUGGGAAAAAAUAUAUAGAAGAUUCAUAUAAUGUUGAAUAUUUAAGUUCUUUGAAUACCCAAAUAAGUGAUAAUUUAAUAGAGAAAAAUUCAAUAAAAAACAAAAAUAAAGAAAUUAAUUCAGUUAACUUUAAUUUAGAAAAUAAUGUUUUAAUGGAACAUAGUUCAAUGAGGACUAACUUAAAAGAAGUAAAUUUAAAAAACACAACUUUGAUGAGUACUUGUAAAUUUAAUACUAACUUAGUAAGCAUUGAUUCAAUUAGAGACAUAUCAAUGAAGUGUGAUUCAUUUUACAUAAAUAAAGUUAAAAAAAAAUUACACAAAGAAGAUAAAGAUUAUGAAAUAUGUAAAAAUUAUGGAAAUAAAUUUAUAAAUGAAGAAGUAAGCAACAUGGAUUUAUCAUCUUACAUAUGUGGAUCUAUUGAUAAUUAUAGUGAUUUGAACAAAAAAGGAGAUAGUUUAAUUCAAGAAACAGAAAGUGAAGAAUAUGAUAAAAGGUGGGAUAUAAUAUGGAAUCAUAUUUAUGAUGGCAUAAAAAAGGGAAAAUGUGUGGUUUGUUUAGGAACCUUAGAAUUAAAAGAUGCAGCACCAUCUGGAUUAGAUUACCCUGAAGGAGUAUCUAUGUCAACCGGAAUUGUAACUAGACAUGCUUAUUCUAUUUUAAAUAUUGAAACACAUAAUGAAGAUAAAUUAUUAUAUAUAAAAAAUCCGUGGGGAUGUAUUAGGUGGAAAGGUAAAUAUUCACAUCAUGAUGUUACAACAUGGACAAAAGAAUUGCAAAGAAAAUUAAAUUAUUCUAUAGAAAAAGCAAAAAGUAAAGAUGAUGGAUGUUUCUGGAUACCUUGGAAAGAUGUUGUGAAAUAUUUUUCACAUAUAUAUAUAUGUUGGAAUAGUGUUAUUUUUGCUUAUCAAUUUGAAAUUCAUACUAAAUGGGAAAAUAGUGCUUUUUUAAAUUCCUCAAUAUUAUUAGAUGACACUCAUUUAGUAGCUUAUAAUCCUCAAUUUGCCUUACAUGUAAAUGUGAGAAAGCAAGAUUUAUCAGAAGAUGGUUUAUAUUAUAUAGGAAAGAAACCCAUUGAAAUUUGGGUUCUUUUGUCAAGACAUGUUAAAGAAAGAAAAACGGAUGUUUCUCAAAAAUAUUUAGCCUUACAUGUUCAUGCAGGAAAGGACAGAAUAAUUUGCCCAUUAUUUCCAAUUAAGCAAGGAAUUUAUUCUAAUGGGGAAUGCACUUUUACAAAAUUAGUGAUUGGUGGAAUAGAAGAUAAUUAUAAUUAUGAUGUAAAGAAACAAAAAAAUACUACAUCAUUUAAUGAAAAUAAUUUCAAUGUUUCUCUGGAGAGUGAACAAGAAGUUUUGAGAAAUGUUGAUUUUGUAUUGAUUGUGUCUCAAUAUUCUCAAAAAGAAGAAUUUAAUUUUACAUUAAAAGUUUUUAGUCACACACAUUUGUCAUUAUAUGAGUUACCCCCUUUAAUGCCAGAAAAUUAUGAAUCUUUUUAUUUUAAAGGAGAAUGGACAAAUAAAAGUGCAGGUGGAUGCUCAAAUAAUUUGUGGUCUUAUUUUAGAAAUCCGCAUAUACGUUUUUAUGUUCCUGAAGAGUCUCCUUUUUGUAUAUUUUUAGAGUGUUCCCAAGAACAUUCCGUUAAUUUAAGAAUUUUUAAAGGUAUAACAUCUUCUCCUAGAGGAUUAAAAAAGGGAGAAGUUAUAUCAAGUGGAGCAUAUAAGGCUGGUUGUUGUUAUAUUGAAUGCACUUUAAAAAGUGGAGUUUAUUGUCUUAUUCCUUCUUUAUACAGAGCAAACACUACAGGUAACUACCAAAUAUGUAUACAUUAUCCUAAAUUUAAACAAAAACCGAUUUUGUAUUUUAUUCCGUAUGCAUAUACUUUACCUCCUUUUUCUAUUUUUAAAUACGAAGUUAUCCAUUUAUGUUCUUUAAAAAAUUAUUCAGUAAUUUUAUUUCAUACCACUUCAGUCACUUUACUAUCAUUAAGAAUCACUUUUUUUCAAAAUGUGGAUAUUAAAGGAAUACCGUUAGUUAAUAUAUAUAAACUAGUAAACUCAACAGAUACUAUUACCAAUGAUUGCGAAAAUGGAAAUAUUAUAAAAAAUAAUUCUUUCAAUACUACAAUUUCAUAUAAUGGAUCAAUAUAUAAAAUAAUUGAAAAAUGCAAUAUACAUGGUAGUUCAGGUAAUAAUAUUCUUCCCCUUUCUACAUGUGCUUAUGAUUAUUACAUAAAAUUUAAUUCUGUCCUAAUAUCACUAGUAGAGUUAGAAGAUGAUCUUACAUCUUAUUUAUUACUUAUAACAACAAAUAUAAAAGAAGAUAUUCUGUAUAAUCAUGAAGCCCAUUUUAUUUCUGACAAACCAGUUAUUAUAGAUAAGUAUUAUCCUAUUCAUUAA
Messenger RNA from Plasmodium gallinaceum, 6156 nucleotides. RefSeq names its product calpain, putative. Bases 1 to 6156 code for a protein of 2051 amino acids. Gene Ontology annotation, biological process: proteolysis. The transcript has a single exon. The record is from RefSeq and is a predicted model, not a curated record. Lineage: Eukaryota; Apicomplexa; Aconoidasida; Haemosporida; Plasmodiidae. Gene Ontology annotation, molecular function: calcium-dependent cysteine-type endopeptidase activity.